Microplitis mediator is the source of this 1415-nucleotide messenger RNA. RefSeq names its product bifunctional 3'-phosphoadenosine 5'-phosphosulfate synthase 2-like. The transcript has 2 exons. The record is from RefSeq and is a predicted model, not a curated record. Gene Ontology annotation, molecular function: adenylylsulfate kinase activity; ATP binding. The coding region runs from base 91 to 762 and encodes 223 amino acids. Gene Ontology annotation, biological process: 3'-phosphoadenosine 5'-phosphosulfate biosynthetic process; sulfate assimilation. NCBI's taxonomy places the organism in Eukaryota, Metazoa, Arthropoda, Insecta, Hymenoptera, Braconidae.
CGUUUCAUAAAAAUAUUAUUCGCAUUAACUUAUUAACUUUUCUAUUAAGUAUUCAAAUAAAUAAUUUUUAACUAUAAACUUUAAUUAAUAAUGGGAGUUUAUUUGCAAGACGAUGAUAAUCAGAUUAAUCGAUCAAAUAAUGUAACAGUACAAAAUAAAAUUGUAUCCCGAGAAAUGCGCGGUAAAAUAUUUGGUAAAUUUGAUGGAUUCCGCGGUUGCACGUUAUGGCUAACGGGACUCUCUGGGGCUGGAAAAACAUCCAUUGCAUUUAACCUAGAAAAUUAUUUAAUAAAAAACGGUAUUCCCGCUUAUUGUUUGGAUGGCGAUAAUAUGAGAUCCGGAAUCAAUAAAAAUUUAAACUUCAGCAAAGAAGAUCGGAAAGAAAAUAUACGAAGAUCUGCUGAAGUCGCUAAAUUAUUCGCCGACAGUGGUCAUAUAACUAUUUGUAGUUUUGUAUCACCUUUUAGUGAUGAUCGUUUUCUGGCACGUAAACUUCAUCAGGAGGUCGGAUUAAAAUUUUUUGAAAUAUUUAUAAAUGCAUCUUUGGAUGUUUGCGAAUCCCGUGACGUUAAAGGACUUUACAAAAAAGCACGUGAUGGUACAAUUAAUAGUUUUACGGGAAUUGGUCAAGACUAUCAGGUACCAAAUAAUCCUGAUUUAGUUUUAGAUACCGAAAAACAAACACUAGAGCAAUCAACAACAACUUUAAUUAAAUUUCUUGAGGACAAAAAAAUUUUGCCGACAUUACGGAAACAAAAUUAAUCAACACUAGGGAUAUUAAAAACGUUUUUUGAGCUACUGGAUUAUAAAUUUUAACUAGAAGUAUAAAAUUAAAAAAUACAUAAAUUUUAGGCUGUGAAAAAAAUUACAAACAGCAAAAUUCACAUUUACUAAUUUUUUAAUUUUGACAUAAAAAUUUGUAGAUUCAAAUUUUUUUUCGGUCUAUUUUUAUGCUGAAAUACAAAAACUGCUUAAUGCAAAGUUGACAUUAGAAAUGAUUUAUUCUUUUAAUAAACAACAACAAAAAAUAUAACAAUUUAUGAAUAUUAAACAAUAGAUUAGUUUUAAUAAAACGGGUCAAGGAUCAGAGUGAGUAGAUCGUCCAACAAAAGUUAGUGUCAUAAAAUUUGUAUCUAGGAAUCUUACUACAGUUGAAUUCCAUUAACUCGGAUAGUUAGCCUAUAAAAGAGCGGAAAUUUUUUGGAAUUUCCGAGUUAACGGAUGCCCCUUCUCCUUUAAAAAGUGAACUAUACGCAUGCGCUGUUACAUCUACAUGAAUGAAGACACACAAAUAUACGCAGGCACAUAAGAACAUAUAGCAUCGGAUAGUAGACAGCGUAGCUGGUAGUGGGGGUCAAGAUUAAGGGAAAAUUCCGAGAUACCAUCGAACUCCAUUAACUCGGAUUCCAUUAUCU